AAAGCGGGAGGUUAGGUUUCGCUUUCUUUUUUUCUCCACCUGCAAAUGGUUCAAUCAUCACAUGUUCUCGGAUAAGGAGGUGUGUUCGCCUUCCCACAGUUCAUUCUUAACCUAUAUAGGGGUGAUAUAGACGUAAACUACUGAGUAUACAUAUAAAAAACUCUGCAUGUGUCUCCCUUUAAUGGCUACCCGACAUUAACAUUACUGACUCAAACGAGAUCGUCGCCGGAGUCUAGCUCAUUAUGGCCAAAACCUGCCCAUUGGACCAAAGCUGAAAAAAUACGUUGUCUUGUUUCAGGCUCCCCAAAGGUUGGGACAGCGCUUGCAAUUGCAGGAAAGUGUUUGAUGGGAGCUGAGUUUACAUUGAUAUAUCUAUUCACAACCGAGUUGUUUCCAACAGUGAUAAGAAACAUAUCUUUGGGUAUGGGAUCGACUACAGCCCGUAUUGGUGCCAUAGUUGCGCCUUUCUUUGUUAUGAUGGCUCAGCUUCCUAACAUCUCCCUCAUUGUUCCGUUGUGUUUAUUCGGAGGUCUUGCGAUGGCUGCAGCGCUCCUGUCUUUAAUGUUACCAGAGACAUUGUUCAAAAACAUGGAGCAGACAGUCGAAGAAGCAGAAAAAGUCGAGCUUGACUACAACAUUCCUUGUUGUGGAAAAAAACACGCAAAAUAUAUUAUGAAUGAAGAGGAAGGGAACCGUGGACAAAAAACAACUGAAAUGUAGGCAAAUUGACACUGGAACUCAUUGGAAAAAAACAUCAAAAUAAUAAAAUGCUUUGAGAAGCCGGACCAUAGGCCAACUAUUGCUUUAGAGGCUUAAAAGAACGAAUGUGCGCACGCUUUCGAAAUGUAUAUCGGCGCACGCUCUUAGCAAAA
This is a messenger RNA of Exaiptasia diaphana, 872 nucleotides long. Its product is annotated as solute carrier family 22 member 16-like. The record is from RefSeq and is a predicted model, not a curated record. NCBI's taxonomy places the organism in Eukaryota, Metazoa, Cnidaria, Anthozoa, Actiniaria, Aiptasiidae. Bases 346 to 720 code for a protein of 124 amino acids. Gene Ontology annotation, molecular function: transmembrane transporter activity. The transcript is spliced from 3 exons.